Messenger RNA from Dermacentor andersoni, 1510 nucleotides. RefSeq names its product beta-hexosaminidase subunit beta-like. Gene Ontology annotation, molecular function: beta-N-acetylhexosaminidase activity. The record is from RefSeq and is a predicted model, not a curated record. Gene Ontology annotation, biological process: carbohydrate metabolic process; ganglioside catabolic process; glycosaminoglycan metabolic process. Lineage: Eukaryota; Metazoa; Arthropoda; Arachnida; Ixodida; Ixodidae. Gene Ontology annotation, cellular component: membrane; lysosome.
UUAGGUAGAGGGAAUAAGGGCGACCAGUUCGUUCCAUAAAUGAGCAAUAGCGGCAGUGCUAUUUAUUUAUUUAUUUAUUUAUUUAUUUAUUUAUUUAUUUAUUUAUUUAUUUAUUUAUUUAUGCUAUUCCUGAGACCGCGUGUGAACAAACGAGGGAACACGUUGCAUGACCAGCGCUAUGUGCGCGGUCCUGAUUAGGCGCGCCUUGUGUGCUUCCUCGCAGGCAACGAUCAACUGCGGCGUGGUGCAUGAUUUUCCGCGGUUUUCGCACCGUGGAAUUCUCAUCGAUACGGCACGUCACUUCCUCCCCGUACCGGUUAUCAAGCAGAACCUGGACGCCAUGGCCUACAACAAGUUUAACGUGCUGCAUUGGCACCUGGUGGACGACCAGUCGUGGCCAAUUUAUAUGAAAGCCUUUCCCAAUGUUACUGAGAUGGGCGCAUACUCCAAGCGUCACGUGUACACGACCGAUGACGUACGCGGAAUAGUAGAGUACGCACGGCUGCGUGGCAUCCGCGUCGUCCCGGAGAUUGACACUCCCGGACACACGCAAGCGCUGGGACGAGCUUUUCCUGAUGUUCUCACGCCCUGUUACGGCAACGGCAGCCGGGCCACCGCGAAGUGGCGCCAGCACGCUGCCUUCGAAAUGCUCGACCCGACGAACAACCAGAGCUACAGGCUGGUGCAGCGGAUUCUUCCCCAAGUGACGGAGCUAUUUAAGGACCGCUACGUGCACCUUGGCAUGGAUGAAGUGCACUACUAUUGCUGGGAGUCCAGUCCCGAGAUCGAGGUCUUCAUGGAGCGCCACAAUAUGUCGGUCACGAGAGACGUCGAGCAGUAUUACGUGGAACGGACUCUGGACAGCGUGGGACGCACAGGCGCCAAGAUCAUGGUGUGGCAGGACCCCAUAGACAACGGAGUAAAGGCGUCCCGCAAUGAUGUUGUGGUACAGCUGUGGAAGCAACGCAACGCUGGCAGCAUCAAGAGAUGGCGCCAGUACGCGGCCUUGAUCUCCAGCUACGGGUACAAGAUGGUCCUUUCAAGCUGCUGGUACGUGGACCAUUUCAGCCACCUGAAGAAUUGGACGCACUACUACGCCUGCGAACCAAGGAGCUUCAAAGGAACGUUGAAACAGAAGCAACUGGUCCUUGGCGGCGAAGCCUGCAUGUGGGGGGAGUACGUAGACCGGACAAACCUUCUCGCCAGCCUGUGGCCAAGAGCUUCGGCCAUCGCUGAGCGCCUGUGGAGUAGCGCCAAACUCAGAAACGCCACACUGGCUGCCCCUAGGCUGAACGCGCACCGCUGCCGCAUGUUAAGACGCGGAAUCCCUGUGCACCCUCUCAACAGCCGGCCGUGUGAAGACGGAGAGGAAUUGGACUUCCACGACGUCUUCGAGCUGGACUAGAGGAGACAGUCAUGCUAGUGAUCCUCUAACCACGGCAGCCUAUGCUGAAUUAGAUUUUUUUUUGCUAUUAUUUCCUUCUGAAAGAAAGCCUGCAUAUUUAGCCGC